UCUCUCUCUUUUCAUCCGGAGCCGAUGCGUGCGUACGUGCGUUUUCCGAAGGAGCAGACUGCUAUAUAGCCAGGUGUGCUUAUAGGAUAGCGCGUGGGGCCGUAUAAUACAUGUACACGGGCGGAGAGACGGUCCAGUAGUCGACAGUGGUGUAUGCGACGCGUUUACUUUGUAGAUAGCCGCGAUCGCGCGAGCAUCGCGAAGAUAUACUUAAGCGAGUAGUGUAUUUAUAUAUGUAUGUAUAGAGAGAGAGAGAGAGACGCGGCGAGUUGUACAGUUUAAGUCGAGAGAGAAACACUGCACGAUGGGCGGAAAAGUGUUGAUUUUCGUGCUGCUGCAGGUGGCCUUAGAGUGCUGUCAUUCCGAGAACGUGGUAACACCGUACCACAGUGAGCCAUUCUGGCUGGACGACGCGGAGAACGAGGAAAAUGCCGAUCUCGUGGAUUGGAGUCGACACCCCUGUCGUCGCGCCUGCAAGGACGACGAGCCGCCUAUGGAAUGCCACUACAGCUUCCACAUCGAGCAGUACUACGCGAUGAGCAAAGCCUGCUACGACUGUCCCUACAAUCGCACCGAUUGCUUCAGACCUCAUUGCAUACCGGCCGAUGGUGUGCACAGACCACUUGUCGUUGUUAAUCGACAGAUGCCCGGACCCUCCGUCGAGGUCUGCGAGGGCGAUACCGUGGUGGUCGACGUAACGAACAUGAUGCACGCCGACAGCACAACGGUGCACUGGCACGGCCAGCACAUGCGUGCCAGCCCUUACAUGGACGGUACACCUAUGGUCAGCCAGUGUCCCAUCCUUCCGGGGGAUACCUUUCGCUACACUUUCGUCGCCGAGACUCCGGGAACGCACUUCUGGCACUCGCACGUGGGCUUCCAACGAGGCGACGGGAUGUUCGGCCCUAUGAUAGUUCGUCGUCAGCCCAAGCGCGAUCAGCUUCGGAACCUGUACGACUACGACGAGCACUACAUGGUCAUCUCCGACUGGGACCACGAGAUGGGUCUGGACAAAUUUCUGGCCCACUACCACGGCAGCGGCGACAACAAACCGCCGAAUCUCCUCAUCAACGGUCUCGGAAGAUUCACCGAUUUGCCGGAGCGCGACGGCGUAGCCGGUGUCAUGCCCACUGCUGUCUUCGACGUCAAACCGAAUGCUAAGCAUCGUUUUCGAAUUAUGAACGCUGAAUUCCUGAACUGCCCCAUCGAGGUCUCGGUUGAUAACCACACAAUCUGGGUCGUCAGCUCGGACGGUAGAGAUUUGGAACCGGUCGAAGCCAAGUCUCUGGUGACUUACGCCGGUGAGAGGUUCGACUUCAUCGUCGAAACGAAUCAGAAUGUCAGCAACUAUUGGAUCAGGUUCAGGGGUCUGCUCGACUGUGGUCCCGCCUUUACCAAAGCUUAUCAGGUAGCUAUUUUGCGGUACGAAGGUGCGCCGGACGAGGAUCCCGAGGAAGACGUUGCCUACGACCUACCGCCUAUGGAAGCAACGAACAUGCAAAUCAACGCUUUGAACAAAGGAACGGAGACGAAAGAGAUUCUGAGCAUUCCGAAUCUCGAAGCUCUGGAUAAAAACGACGCAGCCAACACAAGGGAGCCAGACCACCAAUUCUACAUUUCUUACGACUUUUACGCCAAAGACAACGCCGAUUUCCAUCGCAAGGAUCUUUACGGCUUCCACCAAGUGAGGCAGAAGGUGGGCACGCCGCAGUUGAAUCACAUAUCGAUGAAGAUGCCGUCGUUCCCCCUGAUGUCACAGACGGAGCUAAUUGACUCGAGCGCGUUUUGCAACGCGAGCACCGUCGAGGGUUGCGAAACCGACUAUUGCACUUGUCCUCAUGUGCUGCAGGUGAAGCUCAACAGCGUCGUGGAACUGGUUCUCGUCGACGAAGGUCUGCCUUACGACGCUAACCAUCCGUUUCACCUUCACGGACACGAUUUUCGCGUGGUCGCGAUGGAGCGACUAGCGAAGAACGUGACGCUCGAGGACGUGAGGAGAGCCGAUCGCGAAGGUCGGAUUCAGAGGAAGCUCGAUCGAGCCCCAAUUAAAGACACGGUCACGGUGCCCGACGGUGGUUACACCGUCAUCAGAUUCGUCGCUGAUAAUCCAGGCUACUGGCUCUUCCACUGCCACAUCGAGUUCCACUCGGAGGUAGGCAUGUCUCUGGUCUUCAAAAUCGGCGAACACGAGGACUUUGCCCCAGUGCCACAAGGUUUUCCCCGGUGCAACAAUUACAAGCCCAACCCGAUGUCCUAUCCUACAAAGUCGACGAGUAGCCGAAACAAGAACACCGUAGCCGACCCAAGUGAGAACGAGAUCAACCACGUCGACGAGAAGGUCCGGUCAUCGAUCGCAAAUUGGCUGCCGCUGAUACUGAGCGAGUUGCGCGCCGCCAGUUCAACGGGCUUUGCUCUCAUGGGAAGCCCCGCGAUGAUCGCUGCGAGUCUGCUACUCGUCAAUGGCCUUGUUUUCGCUUUUUGAGUGAAUUGUCGAGUGCUUUUUGGGAGUUUUUUUUUGUGGAGAUGUGAAGGAGGUAGACACGAGGGGGAGGAGUGUUGUUGAUAUAGCGUUUGAAGGUGGAUUUCGUUUUUGGGAUUUUCUUUAAUCGUGGAUCGGUGUAUCGAUCGAUUUAAAUCCAUGAUGCAAGAUCGAUUUGAACAGAUGCGGAACUUCGUGAGAAUUUAAAAUCAAGAUGUAUGUACUUAGCACUUUCACUCUAGUUAAUUAUUAGUAUUUAUGCUCAGUAUUGCGAUAUGAAAGUAGUUUUCGCGUCUACCUCUGAUUCACCGGUUUUGAGUAUUAAAAACGCGUGUGAUGCUAGAAUUGAUAGCAGCUUUUUGUAUUAUUUUAUAAGAAAAAAAUGAUGAGGAUUUUGUACUGAUAAUGUACAAAUAUUUGUUUAUGAUCUAACCAUAAACCUAGAAAGGCUGAACACAGCUAUUGUUAUGUAUAGUUUAGAUCAAGGUAUCGUAUAUUUAUUUCGAGCUUAAGUAUUUACAGUGAAAGAUCUUCGUUGAAAAAAGAUGAAUUGAAAUUUUCAGCAACUUUUAUGUUUUUGCUUGUUUUAAGAACGGAUGAAUCAAGUAAAUCGUUCACUCGAACAAAAACUUUUUUGAUAUUAUUUGACACCAUGUCAAAGCAAGUAUAACAAUUUAAAUUAUUGAAAAUCACGUUUUAAAAGUCAAUGUUAAAAUCGUGAUUUAUACUGUGAUAUAAGAAUAGGAAUCGCUUUUACACGUCAGCAAUGUCAGCUUUGCGAUCUGAACUUUCAUGAAUUAUGAAAAAAUUGUGCCGCGUUUGCUUACGAGUGUGUUGAUGAAAACAUUAUGGACGUCGUAAUUUUAAGUUAGAAUACUCAAGCAUAUCUUAGCAAUCAUUUUUUUUUUUUUGUUGAGGACUUAAUUAUUUGUUUGGGUAUAUGUGAAUAACCAAAAGUUGAUUAUGUGUGAUAACCUUUAAGCAAUCAGCGUGAUUAUAAGAUAACUUUUACAUCUUUUUUUAUUUUGACAGGCAUACAAAAAAAAUACAAAUAAAACUCUGAUCCAGAAGGCUUGAGUCCACAAGAAUUACAUAAGCAGAUGAACGAACUUUGAAUGCAGAUUUCUUAAUUUCCAUUUAUUCGUUAUAGCAACAAAAUACGAUUUUUUAUACUUUUGAUAAUUCUGUAAAUGAAUAUAGAAUUUAAAAAAUGUUUCAAACAUUGAAAUAUAUUUAUUAUUUUAUAAUAAAAUUAUUAACACUUUUAUAAAAAAUAAACAAGUCUUAAAUGUCAAUCCAAAAUUCUUUAAAAAGUUUAAGAAAUUUUAAAGAUUUAAUUUCUAAUAAAUAUUUUGAUACCAAUGCUAUAAUGACGUUGAAUGCUAAACUGAUUUCCCUCUACGAACGCGCAUGGUAUGCAGUAUGAAUGAUACACACCUCUACGAGUUUGCCUUUAACGUUUUUGUGAUCAACGACAUAAUUUUUAAGUACUUAGUUUAAGAUAUUCCGUAAUUUAUAAGCAGAAACUUGUAAAGUUGAUUAAUUGCGUAUAGUUUUAAGAUAAUUUGCAUCGCGUAAUUUAAGUGGUAAUGGGCGACAUCAUGAGUUCUAUUUUAAACAUCAUAUUCAUGUAAGUAUAAGAAUAAAGUAGUUUUAUAAUUUUUA
This is a messenger RNA of Nasonia vitripennis (jewel wasp), 4144 nucleotides long. RefSeq names its product L-ascorbate oxidase. The transcript is spliced from 11 exons. The coding region runs from base 305 to 2482 and encodes 725 amino acids. The record is from RefSeq and is a predicted model, not a curated record. Gene Ontology annotation, molecular function: copper ion binding; oxidoreductase activity. Gene Ontology annotation, biological process: iron ion transport. Gene Ontology annotation, cellular component: plasma membrane. Lineage: Eukaryota; Metazoa; Arthropoda; Insecta; Hymenoptera; Pteromalidae.